Aspergillus nidulans FGSC A4 is the source of this 3927-nucleotide messenger RNA. Its product is annotated as putative cell wall biogenesis protein Mhp1. The record is from RefSeq and is a predicted model, not a curated record. NCBI's taxonomy places the organism in Eukaryota, Fungi, Ascomycota, Eurotiomycetes, Eurotiales, Aspergillaceae. Gene Ontology annotation, molecular function: GTPase activator activity. The transcript has 3 exons. The coding region runs from base 1 to 3618 and encodes 1205 amino acids.
AUGGAGGGUGUCGAGACUGUUGAUGUGAGCUGGCUCCAUCAUUCUCAGAAAGGUACAUAUCUGCAGGCUCUGGCUUGGGCAUUCGGUCCUCCUAACCUCUGGCAGACAACAAUCUUUCUCGCUGCAGAUCCGUCUCGUCGAUCGUCCAAACCAGACAAAGUUACGUCUACGGACAAAACUACGUCUUCGUCACAGGAUACCUUAGUUCGCUCGAACUCGGUCGUCAAAUCGGACGCUCACAACGUCAGCUCUCGGUCUGACAAAGAAAGUCGGGAUGGCGAAUCGGCAACCAGCAACGGAACACCUCCGGCGUCAGAUUCGUCUCCGAAGAGUGCACCGAAACCGAUAGGAAGACGCGGAUCGUGGAUUUCAAGCAUCAGUUCCAAGUUCUCGUCUGGGUCAACACCUCCGUCGCAAUCCAAUAUGAAACCUUCUGCAGCGCCUAAAGCGAGCCCUCCCGCCUCAAAACUUGACAUGCAUAAUCCGUUUGGCGCAGCAUACUCGCUCAAGGAUAAGGAAGAAGAGAAGAAGGAUGAGAAUAUACCAUUUACCUCCAGCUCGCCUCGGGGCCCCUCGUUUCUGCAGACUGCGUUUAGGAAACUAUCUUCCUCGGGUUCUAGUGGGGGAAAGCCAGCCGCUGGCCAUGGUAUUGUUUGUGAGCGUCGCACACUAAAUAUUGAUAAAGACCGGGAUAGGUGUAAAGUUCCAAACUUGAAUCAGGCGAAGUUGCGGCGGGUUGCGUUUUGCGUUGACGUCGAGAUUGCGGGUAUAGCACCUCGGGAUUCCGACGAGGAAAGCCCAAGCACGACGCGACGUCACGUUAUUGAUGUGAAUGGUCACAAAUUGAAGCGAACAAACUCAAAGUCCAAGAGUAAGGAUGAGGCUGAAUCGCCGAAGCGUUCGCAAGGUACGCAGAGUGGUAAAGGGACGUCUACCCAGGAGAGUCCUGCCAGAAACAUCUCUCCUACGACACCGACGAACGGGGACGCGCCAAAUGGCGAAAUUAAGGAGCCUACAAGGAAGCAAGAAAAGAAAAAGCGAUCAGAAGAGGAGAGAAAGGAACGAAGAGAGAGGAAGCGGAGACUGGCGGAAGCAAACGGCUCCAUCCCAAUGCAGCUGACAGCUGAUGAUCAUGAGAGCGAUUCAAAAAGUACUACAUCUAGUGGAGCUCGGCCUGGAGCGCAGAGCCACCCAACGACAGAUCCAAUUCGGAUCUAUCGGCGUUGUUGUCAGUUGCGUGAGACGCCUGUUCUCAAACGGAUCGUUGAUGAAAUCUCGUCGCCUUCAUCGACGCUAGCAGAGUCCCCUGGUACCGUCGCUGUGCUGAACCUUAGCAAUUUUCCCAUGACUUCUGAAGACAUUGCCACAUUCAGCGAUUGGUUGGCCGUUGUACCGGUGCGGAAGUUAAUUCUUGAGAAAUGCUCUUUGACAGACGAUGCUGUUCGUGCCAUACUUUCAGGCCUACUAUCCACUAAAACCGUGGAGCAGAUGAGGCGAAGGCGUGGGAAGAAUAGAAAUGGUAACGCCAAAUCGACGGAAAAGAUUGAGAGAUUCAGCGUCGUGGAAAAGCUGUCUCUAAAGGAUAAUCCGAAAAUUGGCAUAGAAGGAUGGCGCCAUAUCAGUCUGUUCAUCCAUCUCUCCAAAUCCCUCAAAGCCAUCGAUCUCUCAGGCAUUCCGCUACCAAGAGCGGCCCCUAUCCCACUGAAUGAUCCUACGAAUGUGAAUCCGCAAAGGACAAAUUCCACUCCUGCCAAUCCUGAUGUGGCCACUGUGUUCGCAAAUUCUCUUUCAAACCGGUUCGGUGGCGACCACCUUGAAGAACUGUUGCUCAGCGAAUGCAAGCCUACGAUGGAAGAGGUGAAAACGAUAUGUGAGGCUGCCACAACCGUUGGUUUGAGAAGGCUGGGCUUAGCCAACAACGGGGUGACCCGAGAAGGCCUAAAACAUGUCGUUCGGUAUCUAGAAUCGGGCAAAUGUGAAGGCUUGGAUUUAGGAGGUAAUCCGAUAGGGGAAGAUUUGGACCUCAUCACCGAUGCUAUCGAAAGCCACCUUCCUCUCUAUGCGCUAAGCUUGGCAGAUUGUUCCUUGACACCUUCUACCAUCUACCCGCUGCUCCAAGCGUUUACGCAACUGCCUAACAUUCGGUUUAUUGAUUUCUCACAUAAUCCUGCGCUGUUUUCGACACAGCCAGAUGCAUUGUCGACCCUUAGACGCUUCCUUCCUAAGAUGCCCAAUCUGAGGCGCAUCCAUUUGGCUGAUGUCAACCUUUCUUCAGACCAUACGAUAGCUCUUGCCGAGAUUCUACCCGAAUGCCCGAGUCUAAGCCACUUGAGUAUACUGGAAAAUCCCGCCAUCGUCGCCCUUGCGUCGGCGACAGACCCGGAAGCCCAGGAAGAAGCGUGUGCUGUUUAUGCAUCUCUCCUCGCUGCAGUGCGGGUGUCACGGACCAUCAUUGCCAUUGAUAUUGAAGAUCCAAGCGCCGAGAACAAUGAAGUUGUCAAAGCCUUAGCAUCUCAGAUUGUCGCAUAUUGUCUUCACAAUCUUGAAGGCGGUGCUCUUGAAGCAGAGCUUUCUGAAAACAUCGACUCAUCGCAGCCACGAAACUUGGUACCGAUUCCUGAGAUCCUCCAGCAUAUUGUCGGCCAUGGUACUGCAGAAGAAGGGGCUGAGGAUGACGAUGAACUUGCUCCUGAUGAGGACUAUGUCAUUGGAGGCACGGGUGUAGUCAAAGCUCUUGGGGUUUGUCUUGGUAACCUCGACCAGCAUUUGCCAGGCGAUGUGUCCGGUCCACCAAGUGGCACAACAACACCUAGGCAUCGAAAAUCUAGGUCAUUUGCUGCUAAACGUCCCCGCGAUAUGUCCAAAAACCUUUUAGAUUCGGCUCGCGGUAUACGCAGCAGAAUUGAGUCUGCACUUGUGCGUGAGGAUCGUGCAGGCAAUGACGCUAAUUACAGGCGUCUCCAAUUUCUUGACAGCACGCUGCAAAAAAUGAUCCAGCGCUUCGAGGAUGAAUACCCGGAGACACGGAUUGUGCCACAGCCUCUACAGCCUCACCAGGACACAAGCUCUCAGAAUUCAGGAGACGAUAGCUAUCUCGCCACGAGUCUAGGCAACCUUCAAUCGGCUGGGGCUGUUGCUGAUAAUGAGAAUGCCGUCGAUGAUGAUGAAGGCGACCAGUAUGCUGUCCGGCUAUCACGGACUAGUUCUAUAACAUCCCUCUACUCCCGCGCAAUGACUUCCGAAGAAGGCCACGUUCACCGUCUCGGACAGAACAUCCGUCGCGACUUCCUUCCUCUGGACCAGGCGGAGGAGGCAGAGUCUUCUGAAAUCAUGGACGAGUCUCAAUUGGCAGCAUUGCGUGAGAAAUUGGAUCGUCUGCAUGAAGAACAAACUCGCUCGCACUUUGAGAGUGUGGGUGCCGACAAAGCUUUCCAGGAGCUGGGCUCUACGGUUGAAGAAUUAUGGGCAAUCCAGCGGCAGGACUCGGAAGCCUAUGAAAGGUUCAGGCAAAGCCAAAUUGCUGCUCAAAUCAACAGCGGCAGGAGAACGCCUUCUGUGUCCGACACUAGUAGGGCCAGAGGAAGCAACAUCGGCCGCGAACAACCAUCUGCUCCAUGAUUUAGCACUUCUUUCCGCGGACUAUCUCUGUCACGAAGAUAUAGUGCGCAUAUUUACAUUCUAUUAGCCACUGUAUUGUUGAUUUUUUAUAUACCCACUACGGUACAUGCUUUUUCUUUUUUUCUCAUGAUCAUUAGCGUAUACUUGCCAUAGCAUGUUCUUACUCGGCCUCUAUUCGUCUGUACCUCUAUGGGUGUGAUGUUGGUUUUGUAUGCUGUUUGUAGGAUGCCCUGGGUCCAUUUGGCUCUGUAUGUUCGAGUGUACUAUCACUGUUCAAUAACUGCCUUGUUCACUACCAGGCGGAUCUGU